Molecule: messenger RNA, 2612 nt
Organism: Vigna umbellata (rice bean)
Lineage: Eukaryota; Viridiplantae; Streptophyta; Magnoliopsida; Fabales; Fabaceae
Product: BTB/POZ domain-containing protein At3g22104
Molecular function (GO): protein binding
Source: RefSeq, a predicted model, not a curated record
GGUACAUGGUAAAUUUAGUCAAUUACAUGACAGUUGACAGAGAAAAAAAGAAAAAGGGAGAGAUGUGGGGGCACCUAGGCCACUAAAAUAUUGGACCCUCAUGGUGGUGUUGGUGCACAGAUAUAAAACUCUUUCAGCAGUGAAGAUGGAACAAACAUGAGAAGAAGGGUCAAAGCCAGAUAUAAAGCUUAAGUUCUAAGUCUUAUUUUUCUUAAUUUUCCCUCUGACUUGCUGUAGAGAAAGAAACCAUAAUUAGUCAUAAAAUAUGCUGUUAUUUAAGAGGCUAGUAGUAAUAUUAUUUUUGCAGGAAUGUCAGAAGGUUCGGUGCUCUAUUAUGGUAUAAUAAUAGGCUAUCUAUAUCUAAAUUCACACACCAAAAUAUAAUUAUUUUCUCUUUCUCUCUCUCUUGCUUCUUGCUUGCGUUGUGGUGUGUGCUCUCUCUGACUCAUAACCCGUCCGCACAUAUUAUAUUUCACCCUUCUGUCUUUAUAUGCCUUGUUGCUUCUCAUUCACUUCGAGCUUUGUCUUUGUUGUGUCCUGUGGAAAACCACAUUACUUCUGCGCCAAUUGACUAGUACCACCCAGUCUUGUGACCACUUUUGCUUUGUCUUCUUCUUAGUCUCAGAAUAUGAUCUUGUUAGUCCUUCUUCCUCUUCCCUUCCCAGUUUGGCUUUCUCAUGAAUCUCCCUUUCUUGGAUUAUCUUUCAUGUAAGAUAAGCCCCAGAAAGCCAAUUCAGAAGACCCUUAAUCUGUGUUGUUGUGCUUUAGUUUUUUUUUUCUUCUGUCUUUAUUUAUUUGUUUUAAGUUAUGGAAGCUUGCUGCUGCAACCUUGAAGUGGAUGUAAAUGGAGAAGAGACCUUCAUGGUGGACAAGACUGUUAUUACACAGUAUUCAAACAAGUUUGCUAGAUUAUUUGGAAAGUCUGGUGGUGCCACAGGAAAGCUUAAAGUAAUAUUUCACGAUUUUCCAGGAGGUGCAGAAGGUUUUGAGCUUAUGUUAAAAUUCUGUUACAACAAUGGAACAGCUGAUAUAAGUCCUUCAAAUUUGUUCCUUGCGCGUUGUGCUGCUGAGUACAUGGAAAUGAAGGAACCUGUGGCCGAUGUAUCUAACUUAUUGGAGCUAACUGAAAAGUCACUCCACGAGAUCAACUAUUGGACUUGGUCAGAUGUUUUGAUUGCUUUGAAGCAGUGCCAGAAUUUACUAGUUCUAGAUUGUUCGGAGAUGGUAGAAAAAUGCUUGGACACUAUUGUGGGGAGGCUGGUUUUGGCUAGUGAAGCAAGUCCUUGUCCAUCAACUAGUUCCACAGAUAGUUCUUGGAUUCGGUUUUCAUGUGACUCUAAGAGCACUGAGAGUGUAAAAACAAGUUUCACUCGUUUGACAUGGUGGUUUGAAGAUCUCCUUUUUUUCAGUCCCUUGUUAGUUGCAAUGUUGGUUAAGUCAAUGCUUGCGCGAAAGAUGGACCAUGUUUUGAUCAGCAAGUUUCUUCUCUACUAUCAGAAAGCUAAAUUCUCCACUUCUACUACAGAAGAGAAGAGCAAGAUAAUAGAAAUGGUCAUAGAUAUGCAUUAUGAUAUGGAUCUAAGUUGUGUUCCUUGCAAGACUUUGUUUGGGAUUCUGAGGGUAACUUUAGGUUUAAAUAUAAGCAAAUGUAGCAGGAACAGGUUGGAGACUAUGAUUGGUUCCCAAUUGGAUCAAGUAACCUUGGACAAUUUGCUUGUUCCAUCUCCUUAUGGAAUAAGCUACUUGUAUGAUGUGAACCUUGUUUUGAGAUUUUUGAAGGCAUUCUUGCGAAGAGGAAAUGGUCCAGUCACUCCCAUUCGGAUGAAGAAAGUUGCGAGCUUAAUAGAUUUGUAUACAGCAGAAAUAGCCCCUGAUCCUUGUUUGAAAAUUUCCAAGUUCUUGGCUCUUGCCACAGCACUUCCAGAUUCUGCAAGAGAUUCUUAUGAUGAGAUCUACCAAGCAAUGGACAUGUAUCUUGAGGUACAUGCUCAAUUGUCACAGGAAGAACGAGUGAAGAUAUGCUGUGUUUUAAACUAUGAGAAGCUUUCACCUCAAGCUUGCCUACACUUAUCUCAGAACAAAAAAUUUCCUUCAAAAUCUGCAGUUCAGGCUCUUAUCUCUCAACAAUCUAAGCUAAAAAAUUUACUCCAUGUUACUCCCAGUACAAGUUCAUACAACGAUUCACCUUGCAGCUCCAACGGGGCUGCUCAAAAGGUAAAGAAAGAUAAAACCAGUGAACAGGUUGUGUUGUAUGCUGGCAAUUUUGAUCUUGCUACAGAUAAUGAGAAACUCAAAGCACAUUUACAAGGAAUGCAGUGGAGGGUCAUGGAAUUAGAGAAAUUCUGUAGGAAAAUGCAAGUCCAAAUGGCAAAGAUCACAAAAUCAAAAGCAUCAGGCAAUAGUUAUGCAAAAUCUUUGCCAAAGCUAUGCUCAUGAGUCAUGGCACAAUUUUUUGCUGUUGGAUUUUUGUUUAUUUUCCCCUGUAAUCUUCACAUCUGUAUAGUACAGGAAUGAGUUGUGUCUGUAGUUUUUGAUCUUUUCCGCGUAAUUAAGAACAGUGAUAUAUUGAUUGUACAGUCAUGAAAUAAUGGAAGAGACUUCAAAGAAUUUCA